AUGAUCGGUGCCAAACUUCCCCGUGGUCAACGCUCAUCUUUACUGCGAAUUGGAUCCGCAAUUAUUACUUCGCGACUUUUGUACGGUAUAGGAAUCGUUAGUAGGGGUGGAGAUGCUGUCAUCAAAACCCUGGCACCCGUAUACAACAAGAUGAUCAGAUAUGCAUCUGGAGCAUACGUCACCAGUCCGAUCAUAGCCAUUAUGGCUGAAGCAGGUACUCUACCGUUAGAUCUUCUCAUUCUCCAAACUGUAGCCCAAUUAGCCAUCAGAAUGUUGGGAAACAGCAGGGAGAAUGCUGACCUUCCCCUGGUUUGCCGAGCUUCCGAAUGUUUGACAGAAAUAGUCGGAACUGCUCUCCCAAACAUCUACACCCGAACGCGACUAUCUGAUCGAAAGUGGUACGACCGCACACCCCAGAUCCUUUGGGAAAUCAAGAAGCGCGUAAAAGCUGGAGAACCCUCGGGUAUUGUUCGUCCAGUUGUUCAAGAGCUCCUGACAAAUCAUCUCAGCCGUUCAACAAUCGUCUACACAGAUGGCUCGAAAGACGAUACCGCAGUAGGCGCCGGAGUUUUUGGAGAACACUUCCAACAGUCACUUGGUCUUCCACAGCAAUGCAGUGUCUUCUCGGCAGAGGCAUUCGCAAUAAAAACAGCGCUAACAACAUUCAACACGGUCAGCGACUUAGUAAUAAUGUCCGAUUCGGCCAGCUGUUUAUCGGCAAUCGAAGCCGGCACAUCCCAGCACCCGUGGAUCCAGGAAAUUGAAAACCUGCUACGAAAUCGUUCAAUCAAGCUUUGCUGGAUUCCAGGUCACGCUGGCAUCCGUGGCAACGAGGAGGCAGACAGACUCGCUGGAGAAGCGAGGAACAUUGCUCCGUUAGCUAUAUCUGUUCCGGGGGCAGACGCCGUCAAGCAUAUAAAAACAGCUAUCCGAAACCAAUGGUACCGUCGGUGGUCAGCGUCCACUGAAAAAACUUCACCACCAGUGUGCGACUGCUGUGGGAUCGUUGUAGAUGUCCGCCAUGUGAUCCUCCACUGCAGAAAGUACGACGACGUUAGAAGGAAGCACGACAUCGAGUCGACUAGUCUGCGAGCGGCUCUGCGCAACGACAGGAAAUAG
Topomyia yanbarensis is the source of this 1119-nucleotide messenger RNA. RefSeq lists its product as uncharacterized. The transcript is spliced from 2 exons. Gene Ontology annotation, biological process: DNA replication, removal of RNA primer. Lineage: Eukaryota; Metazoa; Arthropoda; Insecta; Diptera; Culicidae. The record is from RefSeq and is a predicted model, not a curated record. Gene Ontology annotation, molecular function: nucleic acid binding; RNA-DNA hybrid ribonuclease activity. Bases 1 to 1119 code for a protein of 372 amino acids.